AUGAUGUGUUCGAAAUGUUUUUUGGAAGUCUCCGCCAACCUCACAGAACAACCUCGCGUUGAGAUCAAUGCUAAACGUGGCGCUCGAGUUGAGUUAGCAGGAGAUGUACUUGUUCAGUUUCAAGGACGCGAGGAACUCUAUAGCCUGAUCAAUGCCUCGACAAGACUUCACGUUACGUUGAAACCGACUAUUAGACAUUCGCGUCUCUAUGGGGAUAUCGCUCUAACAAAUGUCGAUGUGAAAGUAUAUGACCUAGCUGUUGGAGGAGUUCUGUCGAAGCCACUUGAGAAACUGGUCUCUUUCAUAGUGCCACGAGUGUUGUGGCCUCAGGUCAAGAAACGUAUUCGUUUUGCACUGAACCGAAGAGGUAUUCAACUACCGGUACUGUGCGGAGUCGAGCUCGAGCAUCUCUCCCUGUCCUACAUCGAUCGAGCCGCCGUCAUCAACACCGAUUUUCGCUUUGAUCUACCACUAUUUGUUCAAAAAUUCAAAUUGUAUCUGAUUAAAAAGUCAAUGACAUCGCGCGGUAUUCCCACCUAUGUUGAGAUUUGA
Molecule: messenger RNA, 552 nt
Organism: Cooperia oncophora
Lineage: Eukaryota; Metazoa; Nematoda; Chromadorea; Rhabditida; Trichostrongylidae
Source: the annotation of a GenBank genome assembly